AUUGGGAAUACAGGUGCCAGGCCUGGAAUGUUGUAGCGAUGGUUAAAUGAGCAGACGAUCAUAUAUCAUGCAGAGCUCAGCUGACCUUUGCGCACAUUCAAACCUUAAAGGAAGGUGAAUAGCAUGUAUUAAGACACUCAUCCGAAUAACGAUUAAGCAUUACACGCUCCAACACACGGCAAUGUCAAUCUGAAACCGAGAAGUAUUCUGUAGUCACGAAAUAAAUUUUGCAAAUCUGAUGUGCUUAUAAAAAUGUUUGUGUGAUUAUUGUUUCGAGUGUUAUACUAUAUGUACUUACAAAUAUAAAAAGUCUGGAUAACCUUCGUUACGGAAUGGCUGCGGACAGCAGAACGAUUGCUAUAGCAGUAGACGAUAGUGACCACUCGGAAUAUGCCUUUGACUUUUACGUUGACAACAUCCACCGCCAAGGCGACAGGAUUGUGUUGCUUCAUGUUCCGGAAUACAGCAAUAUCUUGUCCGCAUCCUCUCUUCUCACAGACCCCAACAUUAUCUCAGAGAUGCUGAAGGACACGGAAGAGCGUACUACUGACCUCGUGCAGAAGUUCUCGAACAAGAUGAAGGAUAAACAAAUGUGUGGCCACGUGAAACAGCAAUGUGGAAAACCAGAGGAGGCCAUUGUUGAAGGGGCCAGAGAGGAGGGCGCAAUCUUGCUCAUCCUGGGGUCUCGGGGCAUGGGAAAAGUACGCCGAACAUUCCUGGGCAGUGUCAGCGACUACUGCGUGCACCACGCCCACUGUCCCGUUCUCGUGUGCAAGUUUAAGGCAUCGAAAACAACAAAGUAAUGCCGUUGCAAAUGACCGUUAAAGUUUUCAGUACACAUAAGAUGUCUCCAAAAACAUUCUCAAGAGUGAAAUAUUUGUAAACAUCCACCAUUCUGUUAUUUAAGUGACCCUAUAUGGAACAAAAUACAAUAUAGGACAAAAACGUACAUCAAAGCAUUACACAAUAAAACGGAUUAAAUAUAGGAUCUUUGCAUGUGAACGGUCAAUGUAAAGCAUUGUAGGCUUUUAUGUGCCUAAACUGUUCCGAUUAUUAUAAAAAUAAAUGAAUUAAUUUUCAA
Dreissena polymorpha is the source of this 1081-nucleotide messenger RNA. RefSeq lists its product as uncharacterized. Lineage: Eukaryota; Metazoa; Mollusca; Bivalvia; Myida; Dreissenidae. Bases 333 to 803 code for a protein of 156 amino acids. The transcript is spliced from 4 exons. The record is from RefSeq and is a predicted model, not a curated record.